Galleria mellonella (greater wax moth) is the source of this 2838-nucleotide messenger RNA. RefSeq names its product coiled-coil domain-containing protein 85C-B (gene Ccdc85). NCBI's taxonomy places the organism in Eukaryota, Metazoa, Arthropoda, Insecta, Lepidoptera, Pyralidae. Bases 398 to 1639 code for a protein of 413 amino acids. The record is from RefSeq and is a predicted model, not a curated record. The transcript has a single exon.
GUUGCGAAGGCGCCGAGCCAGUCCGAGAUAGGCGCCCCGCGCGCGCCCGCGUCAUCUUGCCAUACAAUAUACGCGCGCUUUGUGUAAUCUUUAAACAAAAUUGUUAAGUUCUCAAACACAUAUAAAUUUUCUCCACUUGUGAAUAUAAUACACGACAAUAUACUUUAUGGAAGAAAACGUGCAGGAAGUGUAGUGCAGUGCAAACAAAAAACACGGCAUAGGUAGCUUAAUAGCGCGAAUGCCACGGUCCACAACCUACGCAGCCGGCGGCGUCCCCCACUUCUUUCAUUCAAGGACCAAUCGUCGACCGCAUGCUGUUUAGGCUUUCGCGUGAGCGCUAUCUGCUAAUUUGGUUAUAAACGAUAAAUAAACUUAGCAAAAUGCAUUGAAUGUGCUGAUGAGCAAAUUUGUUUCAAUAACAAUGUCAAUCAAUCCGAAUAUAGGCCAGUUUAGUAAACAGAAACAGCAACUAGGUAAACAAGCUUCAGAACUGGUUAACUUUCCACCAAGAUAUCAUCCGCCUCCGCCAGCGGCAGGUGCCCCCAAUAUAGCCACUGUUGACUCGACCACUAAAGAGUUCAAACCUCCAUACGGCAAGCCUAUCGAUCCGAACAAAUUACAUUAUCCGCUAGGGGCGCACGGCGGGAUACCGAGCGCUUAUCCUAGCGGAUCGAUUCCCUUUGGGAAAUAUCCUCAAGGAUACCCUGCAGGAUAUCCUUUACCGCCAGGUGCACUUCGUGUAUUGCGUCCUUCAGCUGAAGUUAUAACAAAAGCAAUUGUGCACGAACCUGUAGAGCCCACAACUCGAGCAAGAAGUGCCGACGACACGCAACGAACCCAAAGGAAUAUUGAAGAAGAACAGAUACACAGAAGAUCGGCUGAUAUGCUUAAGUUUACAAAACGUGUUGAUACUGAAGGACCACGAGCUUCGACGGAUCAAAGACGUCAAAUUCAAACGCUUUUAGAUGAAAUAAAAGCUCUGAAGGAAGCUAACCGACGUUUGAGCGAGGACAAUCGGGAGCUCCGUGAUUUAUGUUGUUUCUUGGACGAUGAUCGACAGAAAGGACGUAAAUUAGCUAGAGAGUGGCAGCGGUUUGGCAGAUAUACAGCGUCAGUAAUGCGUCAAGAAGUAUCAGCGUACCAGAAUAAGUUAAAAGAGUUAGAUGAAAAGCAACAGGAAUUAAUUCGAGAUAAUUUACAGAUGAAAAAUUUAUUUUUAUUGCUGGAUGAAGAACACGAAAGAAGCACAUGUGUGAAUUGCGGCAGAGCAGCUGGUAGAGAAAGAGACGACGGCGACGGUAGCAGCAGCAGUACAAAUGCUGAGGAAGCUCCGCGCGCCCCAACAUCUGCACCCGUCACUCAUCCACAAUUAGCAGAGCGCACGGUACAAUAUGUCCGAGAUUUAGAGCAAAAAGUUCGGAAGUUGGAGGCAGAAAAGGGAAUAGGAGGAGGCGUUAGUGAAAGACCUGAAGCUGUAGUUCGUGCUUUACAAGUAUUAGAAGUAAGAGAACGAGUGGAAAGGGAAAGGAGAAGACCAGCGCCAGACCUAGACACCGGAGAGCAAGCAUUAGUAAGAGAAAUGUGUAAUGUUGUGUGGGGUAAAUUGGAAGAGGCUCCACCGCAGGCACCACCGCGUUAGAAAUAUGAGAACAUUGUCAUACACAACUGGUUUAGUAAAAGGUAGUGAAUGAACAGCGAACACCAUACUACAUGUUUAUUUGUUUGGAAUUCGACUUGAUCGAGGUCAUUGACAAGUUUCGUGGCCAAAAGUGUCUAUUAAAGUGCUUGACCUUGUUUAUCAGUACUCUAACAUAACAGAACUUUCGAUACCUAGCUGCAUAUUGUGAACCGGAAAACUGAUGAGAAAUAAUUGUGAUCACAAUUUUAUCAUUCAACAUACGAUAUGUGCUUGAUAAAAAAUAUACCGUAAAGUACAAAUUGCAAAUAGAAAUUAAUUUUUUAGAUAUUUAGAUUUAGUUUUAGUGAUUUCACGAAUUUCUAAUUUAAACUUUCAGAAUUCUUAUUAUUGGAUUAUUAUAAUAUUUAUUUACGAAAAUAAAGUAUUGAAUUUAUAUUAAAAAUGGCAAUGUUUAAUAGAUAAGUACUUAUAAAAUUAUUUGGUUAUUUAUGAGGCUAUACAAAUUAAUAAUUGUUAUCAACAAUAAUUGUUAUAACGUCUGUGAUUUUUCGGAUAAAUUUUAUUUAAAUGUAUUAUUAUUAUUUGACUAUAUUCUAUUAAUGAAAUAUCACAGAAUAAAUACUCACACGAGAUUGAAUAUACCUAUUUCCUAUUAUGCUGCUAUGAAAUAUUAUUAAAAAUGUAAUAAUUUUACUUUCGAGUAAGUAUAUGAUAGUGUCAAGAAAUUAUUUAAGUGAGAACACUUAUAAAGAUUAAUUUAAACAGUUUAACUCAGGCAACUGUUGUAACUUAUAAAGAAUGGAUUCCAAAUUCAAUCAAGUGCUUACAAUCUCUAGUGUCAAUACACUUACCUAUUUAUAAUAUUAUUCACCAUUCGCUCAUGAAGAUAUUUCAUCGUAGUUUUUUGACAUUGUAUAGCUAGUAAACUAAAUAGUAGUUAGAACUGCUGAAAAAAAACCUCAUACGGAACUUAAAAGUACCUUAAAAACAGGUAUUCAAUUUGCCCCCGACUUCUAGUCAGAUCUCUUACGCUUGCCUUUACAUAUAAAGAAUCCAAAUCCAUUUGCCCGGACUAUUAUUCUUUGUCGUCGGAUCGUUUUUUUUUUUUUAAUAUUUAAGAGUGUUUUAUUUAAUUUAAUGCAUAGUAAUAUCUGUAUGCAGCGUAUUUUGUGACAAAUAAAGUUAUUUCCGUUUUACUA